GACGGCUGGAGGAGCGACUCCGGGUUGAGGUGGGCGUCAGGAGAGAGCUGGACAGCGGGAUUAUGGAGGAGGAGGAGCUGGAGUUCGUGGAGGAGCUGGAAGCCGUGCUGCAGCUCACGCCUGACGUGCAGCUCGCCAUCGAGCAGGUAUUUCCAAGCCAGGAUCCUCUAGAUCGAGCAGAUUUCAAUGCCGUGGAGUAUAUCAAUACCCUGUUCCCAACAGAACAAUCUCUGGCAAACAUAGAUGAAGUUGUGAACAAAAUUAGACUGAAAAUAAGGAGACUGGAUGACAAUAUUCGAACUGUUGUAAGAGGUCAAACAAACGUGGGGCAGGAUGGCAGGCAAGCACUUGAAGAGGCUCAGAAAGCUAUUCAGCAACUCUUCGGCAAAAUCAAAGAUAUCAAAGACAAAGCAGAAAAAUCAGAGCAAAUGGUUAAAGAAAUCACCCGUGAUAUUAAACAGCUAGAUCAUGCCAAACGCCACCUGACCACGUCGAUCACAACGCUGAACCAUCUGCACAUGUUAGCAGGUGGUGUGGAUUCCCUCGAAGCUAUGACCAGGCGAAGACAAUAUGGAGAAGUUGCUAACCUUCUUCAGGGUGUGAUGAAUGUUCUGGAGCACUUCCACAAGUAUAUGGGAAUUCCACAGAUCCGGCAGCUUUCUGAAAGAGUGAAGGCUGCCCAGACUGAGUUAGGACAGCAAAUCCUGGCUGAUUUUGAAGAAGCAUUUCCUUCCCAGGGCACCAAGAGGCCAGGAGGACCCAGCAAUGUCCUACGGGAUGCAUGUCUGGUUGCUAAUAUUUUGGAUCCUAGAAUCAAACAAGAAAUCAUCAAAAAGUUUAUUAAACAGCAUCUGUCAGAAUAUCUAGUACUUUUUCAAGAAAACCAAGAUGUCGCCUGGCUGGACAAAAUCGACAGACGCUAUGCCUGGAUAAAACGCCAGCUUGUGGACUAUGAGGAGAAAUAUGGCCGUAUGUUUCCACAUGAGUGGUACAUGACCGAGAGGAUUGCAGUAGAAUUUUGCCAUGUCACAAGGACAGAACUUGCCAAGAUUAUGCGCUCCAGAGCUAAGGAAAUUGAAGUGAAAUUGCUUCUGUUUGCUAUUCAGAGAACGACUAACUUUGAGGGGUUUCUCGCCAAACGCUUCUCCGGGUGCACCCUGACAGAUGGAACUCUGAAAAAACUCGAAUCUCCACCCCCAUCCACUAAUCCCUUCCUGGAAGAUGAGCCAACACCAGAAAUGGAGGAACUGGUGAUGGAGAAAGGAGAUUUAGAUCAGCCAAAGAAGCCGAAAGCCCCAGACAAUCCAUUUCAUGGCAUUGUUUCCAAGUGUUUCGAGCCUCAUCUCUACGUGUAUAUUGAGUCCCAGGACAAAAACCUUGGCGAGCUGAUUGAUCGGUUUGUGGCCGAUUUCAAAGCCCAGGGGCCACCUAAGCCCAACACUGACGAAGGGGGUGCCGUGCUCCCCAGCUGUGCUGACCUCUUUGUCUACUACAAGAAGUGCAUGGUGCAGUGCUCCCAGCUCAGUACUGGGGAGCCAAUGAUCGCCCUGACCACCAUUUUCCAGAAGUACCUCCGAGAAUAUGCCUGGAAAAUCCUCUCUGGCAAUCUACCCAAAACCACAAGCAGCAGUGGAGGGCUGACCAUCAGCAGCCUCCUCAAGGAGAAGGAAGGCUCGGAAGUAGCCAAGUUCACGCUCGAGGAGCUCUGCCUCAUCUGCAGUAUCCUGAGCACAGCCGAAUACUGUCUGGCCACCACCCAGCAGCUAGAAGAAAAACUCAAGGAAAAAGUUGAUGUAAGUCUGAUUGAACGAAUCAAUCUGACUGGAGAAAUGGAUACGUUCAGCACUGUCAUCUCUAGCAGCAUCCAGUUGUUGGUCCAAGAUCUGGAUGCUGCCUGCGAUCCUGCCCUGACUGCCAUGAGCAAGAUGCAGUGGCAGAACGUGGAGCACGUUGGUGACCAGAGCCCUUAUGUCACCUCUGUCAUUCUUCACAUUAAACAGAAUGUCCCUAUCAUCCGUGACAACUUGGCUUCCACGCGGAAAUACUUUACUCAGUUCUGCAUUAAAUUUGCAAACUCCUUCAUUCCCAAGUUCAUAACCCACCUCUUCAAGUGCAAGCCAAUUAGCAUGGUGGGAGCAGAACAGCUGUUGCUGGACACCCAUUCCCUGAAGAUGGUCCUGCUCGAUCUACCUUCCAUUGGCUCACAGGUGGUGAGGAAAGCACCUGCUAGUUACACCAAGAUUGUUGUGAAAGGCAUGACCCGCGCAGAAAUGAUACUCAAGGUAGUGAUGGCUCCUCACGAACCGUUGGUGGUGUUUGUUGACAACUACAUCAAACUCCUUACGGACUGCAACACAGAAACUUUCCAGAAGAUACUGGACAUGAAGGGGCUGAAGAGAAGCGAGCAGAGCAGCAUGCUGGAGCUUCUACGCCAGAGGCUCCCCACUCCGCCUUCAGGUCCAGAAGGCUCCAGCUCCCUGUCCUUACUGGCCCCAACACCAGAACAGGAGUCCUCGCGUAUCCGCAAACUAGAGAAACUGAUUAAAAAGAGACUGUAGGAGCAGACACAGGGCACUUUUGUCCCCUGGCCCGUGAUGCUCAGCACCCCCCUACCUAUCUUGUGCUCCCCCUGACUCUCGGAUCAUCUGUCUUGAAACUUCCUGGGACAUAUGGGUUGUUAAUGAGUCUUGCCCACAACCUGUCUUAAUUUGCGUCCUGAUCAAGAAGCCAAGCAAGGGCAGGGAGAUGAAAAGCCUCCUUGGUUGAUCCCAGAUUCCUACAGCAGAGGCGGCGGUGGGCGAAAGGACCCCAUAGUCCACUUGUGUUCCUGGGCUGCUUUCAACCCAUCCCAUUGUCACCGGCCUCGCUCCCCCACCUCUGCAGUCACAUCCGUCUGGCCUGUGGCCCCAUCUCCUGUGCCUGUGCAGGCAGCUUGGGUGAGAAAGCCUGGAUCCCACCCUUUCCUCCAUCUGCUGCUGUUUGAGAUCACCUCUGCAGCCAGGCCCUAAGAGUUGUCCUCUCUGCUCUGCGGGCUUGGCUCUGGAGGAGGUGGCAGAAUACAGGUGGAGGACAUUGGCCUUGCCUUAUGAAGUCAGUGGAGGCAGGAGCACUCUUUCUCAUAGGUCCAUUUUCCUGGUACAUAAUUGUCAUUACUGGGCCAGUGCGUUCUUCACAUUUCUCCAUAACCCGCAGUCCCCUGUCUGUAUACGUCUAAGGAGAAAUUCCCACUGUGUCUCUCACCUGGGAAGAUUCUAUGUGUUCUCUGUGCCGUAGGGCUCCUUGCUUGAGGCUGAGGGUAGACCUGUAUCUGUCCACUCACUGCAUGAUGUAAGCAGAUUAUUUUCUCCAUAUCUUUAUCCCCACCCUGCUCCUGACUUCUAGGGAAGGGAUGGCCUUCUGUGAAGAGAAACUAGGACGUUUUCCUAGAAAAACUUGUCCUAGGCUUUCUCCUCAGAUGAAGCUGUGGGACAGCGCAGGAGGCCUGGGCCCUCUAAUCCCCUUCUUGCCCAUUUAUUUUAAAACCCAAAUUACUUUCCAGAAUGAUCUGAAACAACAAAAGCAAUGUGAAGUGCCAGAGUGACCUAUGACUUUAUUACUAUCGGGAAAGAACCCAGGUCCAUGGAUACCUUAGGAACAGAAUGUUGGCCUUAAACACCUGCUCAGAGCCUGCCCAAGCCCGGAACACACCCCGACCCCUGACCCCUGGUCUGCCCGUCCUUUCCACUGGCGUGCAGCCAGCACAGCCUGGCAGAAGAGAACUGCCUCAGUCCUCAAAUCGUCCUGCAGCACGAGAACGGGCAGGGUAGCAGGUCGCUGCCCUGAUUUGCCAGGCUCGCUCACGAGGGACGGAGCCCUAGCUCAACACGACCAUAGCCUCAGGGCCGCCGCUGUUGCUGUGGGCCUUCUUCAGGAAUUCUAAACAAGUUGCUGGCCUGGUGCGGAGAGAGCUAAGGAGGAAGGAGGAGCUCUUUACAGAGAAUGCACAUAACAGGCCUCAAGAUAAAAUUGGGAUAUCAAAUAGCACACAAAAAUGAGUUUUCAGGAUAGAGGAAGUUUCCUGAAAAUCCAUAAAACUUGUGAUAGCCACACAGGAGGGCACUUUAAGGUUUGAAAACCAGGCCAGGAACUGUUCAUUUCCCCCCUUCUUGUUCUCCAGUGCCCUUGCCUCUCCAUUAACCUCCUCUCAGACUCAGUCCAUCAUCCGGGGCCUCGUUUCUUCCUCAGCUUCCAGGCUUCUCUUGCUUGUCCAUGGGACUCUUAACGUGUAGAGCAUCUCAUGACUUAACAGCACGGAGCAGAAAGUGCAGCCCUCAGCUGAGCUCUCAGGAAAAGCUCCCUAAAUAGGGGAAGGGGGGACAGUGUGGGGAGGGGAUUGGGCAUGCAUGGGGGUAGGGGCUGGGCAGCCAGGCAAGACUGCACUGUCACGCUGCUCUGGUGACGUCCUUCCGCCCACAUUAGUAGAGGUUAACCUUCUCUUCCUGCUCUAGAAAGGGGCCAAUGGGCCCAUCUACAAACAGCACCACCACUUGGGCCAUCUGUCAUCAACCUGGGGAGCCGGGGAAGCUGGCAGGCUCCACAUGGUUCUUGUCACUCUCGGUGUUUAUCAAUGCACACUUCUCUUUUCGGUUCAUUCCUGAAGUCAUUUUCUGGACAUCUCCAUAACGCAUUGAGAUGUCAAGCCGCUGUUGUUCCCCCAGUUGGUGGUCACAGCCAGGGAACUUGCUUUCUUGAUUUAUUACAUUGUCAGGAAUCUCCGAGGAGCCAGCAGAUGUCAGGAGGAGUUAUGUUAAAUGCCUCAUUGAAGGGGUCUGAAUGCUGCAUAUGCGUCCUCUAAAGACAGCGUGUUUCUCAGCUGGGGAUACGUGUCAGAAUCAUGCGGGGCCCUUUUUACACCUACAGUUGCCUGGAGAUUCUGAAUCAGUAUGUUUGGAGUGGGGCCUGGCAUAGAAGUAAUUAUAAUGUUUACCUUUUGUUAAAAACCACUGCAAUAAAAUUAGAUACUGUACCCAUUCCACACCCCCACCCGCUUUCUCUAA
Messenger RNA from Enhydra lutris kenyoni (northern sea otter), 5036 nucleotides. RefSeq names its product VPS53, GARP complex subunit (gene VPS53). The coding region runs from base 63 to 2558 and encodes 831 amino acids. The record is from RefSeq and is a predicted model, not a curated record. Gene Ontology annotation, cellular component: GARP complex. Lineage: Eukaryota; Metazoa; Chordata; Mammalia; Carnivora; Mustelidae. The transcript is spliced from 22 exons. Gene Ontology annotation, biological process: retrograde transport, endosome to Golgi.